Molecule: messenger RNA, 790 nt
Organism: Anthonomus grandis grandis
Lineage: Eukaryota; Metazoa; Arthropoda; Insecta; Coleoptera; Curculionidae
Product: pro-resilin-like
Exons: 4
Coding region: 161-613 (150 amino acids)
Cellular component (GO): extracellular matrix
Source: RefSeq, a predicted model, not a curated record
ACCGUAUAUAAACCAAAUAAUUUUUUACGUUCCCACAGAACAACGAAUCUUCGCGUCUCUUCUAUUUUAUUGCAGUUUCGUAGUGCAUCUAAUUGGUACUGGUCGGUUUUAUUCUCAUCUUAUUUACGUACAUUUUUUGAACCACUUCGGAUUUUAAAUUAUGAAUACUGCAAUAGUUAUUUUCUUUUUGGCAGCACUUAGUGUUGCUCACUCUGAACCACCCAUGACUUAUGGGGCACCCUCUCAAGGAUAUGGAGCCCCUGGGGGCGGUCAUGGCAUGGGGGGCGGCAAAGGAUAUGAAGAACCUCAAGCGUAUGAAUUCGGCUACAGAGUAAAAGACGACUACUCCGGAUCGAGUUUCCACCAAAAAGAAGCGAGUGACGGUAGCCAAGUGCGGGGAGAGUACAGGGUGCAACUUCCCGAUGGUCGAACUCAAAUUGUGACUUAUUACGCUGACUGGCAAACGGGAUUCCAUGCUGACGUUAAAUAUGAAGGACAAGCGACUUAUCCAGCGCAGAAACCACAACAGACCUACGGAGCUCCAAGUGCUGGUGGAGGUGGAAGUGGAUACAGUUACCCCAGUCCAGGUGGUCAAUAUGGUGCUCCACGUUAGUUCUUUGCCGGAUAUAAUUUUUUUUUUACUUUCAAAAAUUAAAACAUGUACCUUUAAUCGUUUUAAAUUUAAAAAAGUGAGUUUGUAAGGGGCAUUUUACACCAAAAAAAUUACCAUAAUUUUACAAGAACAUAAGUAUAUUUAGUUUAGUGUGAAUAAAUGAAAAAUCAAAAAUUA